AAGCAAAGAAAAUCUCAAACAAUAUAAGUGGGCUUAGCAAUGAAUACUCUAGUAGAGUAUUUUCCCUAUUCGUAUUUUACGUAGCACUGUUUUUUUAAUUUAAUUUUUUAUUUUAUUUAUUAUUUUUGAGAAAUCAAGAAUAAAUAAUUUUCUUUUUUCAUAUUUUACUUUUAGAUAAUUAUUUACUUGCUAAAUUAUUUUUCAAUACUUAUUAGUAAAUAUCAAUUGUUAUGAUUAAUAUAGUAAAAUUAUUAUAUCAAUAUGACAAGUAAAUAAGAACAGGAGCAGGAGUAGAUUAAUGACAAAACAAAAACAUAGAAUGUGUUACAAAGCCUUUUUAAACUUGUCCACAUUAUGACAUUCAUAUGGGAUGACUCCCAAACUCUGCUUUCUCUCCCUGCUUCUUUGUAAAACAUCUUCUUUCUUUAUAAUUUAAAAACCCAAAAUAUUCCACAUAAUCUAAAACAUGGAAUUAGAUGAAUUACGCUCAAUGUUGAAGAAUUCAAGUGUGGACUUAUGGGGUUUAAUCGACACAGCCAUUUCUGUAGCCAUUCUUGAUCAUGGAAACGAGCUUCGUAGCCGAAGAGAUGCCAUUGUUGAGAAACUCUACACUCCCGUGCUAUGUAACAGUUGUUAUUCUGAUGGAAAUUAUGAAAGUUUGAUAUGUAACAGAAGCAUUGACACCAAUGUUGAUGAUGAUCAUCAUCACAAGUUGAAAAUAGAGGAAAAGAGUACAGAAUAUGAAGAAGAUUUAGAGAACAAGAUACUCAGAAUCAAGAAUCAUAUUGAAAUCCCAAAUCAGUCUGAGAAUUGCUUGGUUGAUCUGCUUCAAUAUCUUGCUGAAAUGGACAUUAGUUUCAAGGUUCUUGAGAAAACAGAUAUUGGGAGGCAUGUAAAUAGACUGAGAAAGCAUUCAUCAAACGAAGUAAGACGACUUGUUAAAUUACUCAUCAGGAGAUGGAAAGAUAUUGUUGAUGAAUGGGUGAGAUUAAAUACACUAGUGGAAGAAACAGGUGAUGCAAACUCUCCUUUUCAACCCUACUUGAACAACUUUCAAGAUAUUUCAAAUGCUUCAUCAUCUUAUUGCGGUCAUAAGCAGAAUUUAGAGAAUAACAAAAUUAGUCCAUCGUCAAAGCGCCUACGCGAAGAUUACCUAGAAGAACAUCAUGCCAAAAUACAAAGGACAAGAGAAGUGGACCUUCAUCAAGAGCUAGGCAGACCAAAGAACUCAGUUGUUGCCAAUGGAUUUCAAGCAAAAUACCGUUACCUAGACAAUUGAUCCGUACUACAUAGACCUGGAAGUGGCUGGGAAGACACAAGGCAUUGGGAGAAAGCAAAGAGGACAUUAAAGAUAACAAAUUAACUGACACAGAGCGAAUUGUUCUUUGAGGCUAUAAUUGGUGUAAUGUAAUUUGUCACGAGCCGUGGACACCUGCAACGGACUGAGCUAAGCCACAUGACAUCAAUUAACUGACUCUGAGAAACACGAAGUUUGAAGACUAAGCUAUGUGGAGAAUAGUAGUAAUAAUUACUAGUAGUAACCACCAGAGUUGAUAUAGUGGUUCAGCGCUAUAUCCCUUAAGUAAGAGGUCGGGGAUUCGAUUCUCGCCUCUGAUAAAUGGAGUAAAUUCUAUGGCCAAUUUUUUACCAUAAAAUGCACUGACCGAGAAAUAAAGAAUUAAUCUCAGGAUUGUCGGUUGUGAAAAUACCUUGAAUAAUUAAAAAAAAUUAUUAAUAGUACAAUUAUAUAUGGUCAAUUGGAUAGGGCUAGAAUUUACUAGUAAUUUAAUUUGGACUCCAGCCAUGUGAUGCAUUAGGUGAAUAAUGAAGUUAAUUGAUGUGUUUUCAUGACUA
Capsicum annuum is the source of this 1854-nucleotide messenger RNA. Its product is annotated as probable mediator of RNA polymerase II transcription subunit 26c. Bases 467 to 1279 code for a protein of 270 amino acids. Lineage: Eukaryota; Viridiplantae; Streptophyta; Magnoliopsida; Solanales; Solanaceae. The transcript is spliced from 8 exons. Gene Ontology annotation, cellular component: nucleus. The record is from RefSeq and is a predicted model, not a curated record.